Messenger RNA from Nylanderia fulva, 2361 nucleotides. RefSeq names its product pentatricopeptide repeat-containing protein 1, mitochondrial. Gene Ontology annotation, molecular function: mRNA binding; protein binding. NCBI's taxonomy places the organism in Eukaryota, Metazoa, Arthropoda, Insecta, Hymenoptera, Formicidae. The record is from RefSeq and is a predicted model, not a curated record.
UGGAUAAUUACGUGUUUAUAGCCCGAAUCCAGCUCAAUUUAAUGCCAUGCGAUUUUUACGAUUUUUUAAUAUAUUGCAAAAAAUAAAUUAAAUAGGGGCAACUUGUUUUUUAAUUACGACUGUUUUUCUGCGUGCAAAAUGUUUUGUCGAAGACUUCACGUGUCGAUUAAAUUGAAAAAUGUCAUGGGUUAUGUCAAUGAAUCCAAUCUUCUUGUCACAUGUGCUAAACAACCCCAAAAUGAGCAUCCGCAACUCAGGUGGCAGCCUGCAAUCAGUAACUUCUGCACACAAAAGUUGCCAAAGACAGCCAAUGUCUUCGGAGACAUCUCCGGUAGGAAAUUCGACCACUUCAAGAUGGACGAGAGGGAGAAGGAGGAGGAAAACUUCCAGGACACCGAAGGGCGCAUUCCACGUCGACUGAAACCCAGUGCAGGGCAGUACGCCAAGAUGAUGAAGUCGCACAUAGCUAAGAAGAAUCUGAAAUCUGCUCUGCAGGUGCUGGAUCUGAUGAAGGAGAACCGGGACAAGCCCACAAUAUACCUUUACAAUCUUCUGUUGCACUCUUUCGCUGAUCAGGGUGACCUGAAGCAGUGCUUUCGUCUGUACAACAAGGCGAAGAAGCACGGAUUGCAGCCAAACGCAGCCACCUAUACCUGCUUGUUCAAUGUAUGCGCUGUGUGCGACAGGACCGAGGAAGCUUUGGAGCAUUUGAACAAACUGAGACAGUCCCUUUAUGAGAAGCAGUUUCCCUUGAACAACACUCAUUACAAUGCCAUGAUGAAGGCGUACAGCUGGCACAACAGGCUCACCGAGGCCUUUCAACUGGCGGACGAGAUGAGGGACAAUAAUAUUCCCAUCAAAGAGAUCACUUACAACUCGCUAUUUCACGCGGCGAUUGCUGAUAAGGAGGCUGGCUUGCGACACGCUCUAAUCAUAUGGCAUCUAAUGCGCCUGAAGAAGGUCAACCCGAGCUUGACCACGUACAAUCUGCUGCUGAGGACGAUCAGAGACUCUGGUCUGGGGAAUUUGAAGCUCGACGACGUCCUUAUUUCGGGAUGGGAGAAAAGCAGAAUCGUGUUGGCGGAGGGCGAGAGGCCGAAUUUGUUGGCCUCUCCACCUGUUUUGAGUUCGAUGUUAUUAUUAACGGACAAGGGUCAGGUUGCGCAGCGUGGUGAUGCUGAUCCGAGAGAGCAGGUGGAAUCUAUAAAUUUAAACGACGUCUUCGUGAAUAAUCGCUUGAUCCUGUUUGGCGGUCUGGAAGGAUUCUUGAAUAAGAUGGAUCGCAGCAAAGUCAACCCCGACAUCAAAACUAUUACGUUGCUGCUCUAUGUGAUUCCGAACACGACCCAAGCUGAGAAUCUGCUCAUCGAAAUAGCGGAGAAGAGGAACAUCGAGCUGGACAUCGACUUCUUCAACAUGGUCAUCAAAAGACGCAGUCUGCGAUUCGAUUACAAAAGCGCGAAGGAAGUGAUAAACUUGACGGAGAAGAGGAACCUUACCCCAACUGUGAUGACCUUCGGGGUCCUGGCACUCGGUUGUCAAGAGUGCAGAGACGCCCAAGAAUUUUUGAGAGGAAUGGAAGCUUUUGGUUACGUACCCAACAGAAUAAUCAUGAGUACUCUCAUCAAUGUAGCUUGCCACAAGAAGAACUUUGAAUACCUGUUAUUUGUCAUGAAUUAUAUGCUGGAGAAUAAUAUGAAACCCAACACGCAAGCCUUCAGAGACGUGGACAAAUUUGCGAAAGAGAUACCGAACAUCAAGAAGCCGACAGGACUAUACAGAUUACGAAAACUAAAGCGACUGGAGAAGAACAUCGAGCAAUUCGAGCAGCAGUAUCCGAAGUGGCAGAAGAUACAAGACAAUUCGUCGGAGAAUUGAUUGUAUUGUCAGGAAAAUUUUCGAAAGGAUUGAUAAAUUGUUGUCAACACGCUCGCAAAUAUAUACAUAUGUGAAAUGAAGAGGCUCGAGGAGUCAGCGAAGGUAAGGAGGACGCGUCUCCUGCGUCCAAGGUCGACUUCUACCGCCGCCGCUGAUCGCGCGCGACGGACAGCUUCCGCGAAUGCUGAGCUUGUUGUAUCCGGUAGGACCUGUCGGCUGGGCCCCGCAAGUUUCUAGCGCCACGAACUCGUCCACGUGAAGGGACGGCGGUCUGGAAGUGUUGGGCGGUCUCGACCGGAAGGGAUCGGCUCCUCUUCCGACCCCGCCACCCACAGGACCACCUCGCAGUGGAUUGGCGAACUGUGUGCGACCUCGUACCGGUGUCACUAAAAAGAAAUAGAAAAUAUAUAGUGGACCAUGAUUGUAAUUAAUUAUUCAUACAAUAGAUUAAUGACAAACUUAAAAAUACAAAGUAAGUCACUU